GCCGAGCGCGGGCAUCAUCGUCUGCGUGCACAGGUACUUCAACAAGCUGAGCCAGCACUUCUCGACAGGAGCCGCGAUCGCGGCCGGCCCCAGCGAGCCCAUGAUGCUGCCGGAUAUCAUCCUGGUGAUCGCGAUCACGGCUCCUGCUCAUACCCACGAGUCCGGGACCAUGGAGGCUGACGGACUCGCAGCGGCCCUCGAGGCCGUCAUGGACGAGAACGAAUUGGAGAGGAGGGCCAUGGCGCAUGAGGAGGUCCUGGAGGCGCAGAUGAUGCGAACGCUUUCGGCCCGCACCGAGGCGAUGACCGCCCGCGCGACCGACAUCGUUCGAGCAGAGCAGGCUGAGAUGAGGGAUGAGCUUGUCGGCGCGCUCAUGCACGCCGAGGCUCAGCAGGACUCCAUCCGCCCCGAGUACGCGGCUCGCCUCUUGGAUGCUGAGCAGCACCUCGACGCCGCGGCAAGGCAGAGGAUCAACGACGUCGUGGAGACGGAGGCCGAGGAGCUCAUCGCUGCCGGCCGCCGCAUGCAUGACGAGCUGGCCGCCCGCACUGCCCAGUUGAAUGUGGCCAACCUGGCCCAUCUUGGACAGCUCCGGGAGGUCAGUGAGCAGGCUGAGUCUUCGAUUCGGGCUGCGAGGCGGGCCGAGGCCGAGGUGAACGCCAACGCCGAGUCCGCCAUCAAUUCACUCAAGGCGGAGGCGCUCCAGGCCAUCACCGAUGCCCAGGGCGCGGCGGCGGCAGCUCGGGACGCCGAGCAAGCUGCCCAUCGCGCGGAGUCCCGGCAGGCGCUCCGCCUCCGCCAAGCCGAGUCUCGAUUGCACUUGGAGGCCUCCGCGGUCUCUGAGCUCCGCGCGCAGUGCGCUGAGGCAGCCGGGCUCCGUGCCCAGGUCGCGGUCCAAGCGGCCAAGCUGGCGGACUACGAGCGGGAUUUCGCUGCCCUUCGAGCUGGUGCCCAACGCGUCAUUGACGACUCCGGGCGCAAGCUCAGGAGGCUGGGCAAGGACCACGAGGCCGUCGAGCACGCACUCCGCGACAGGCCUCUCAGCACCGACGUAGCCCACAACCUGGACUUGAAGCGCGUCGCCAAGUUCCUGCAGUUGGUGAAGGUGGUGCUCCUCCCCGUGAGCCGCAAGCUGGCGCGGGAGCUUGGCCUGCUACUCAUCCCGAACGUCUUCUUGGAGACCAAGCCCGGGCUGCCGGCGCAUCAGCGCUCUGCGUCGCUUUCUUCGCCCAGUGAUGAGGACGACGCUCGGCGGAGGAAGGGCGCGGUGAAGGAGCUGAAGCUCGACCCGAACCCGCAGGCUUCUGGGCUACGGCAGUGGAUCCAGAGCUUGUACUCGAAGGUCUGCAAGGCCUCCAAGCGCUCUAAGCGCAGAACCCUCCGCUGGCUGCAGCUGGCUGAGGACCCGGCGGUCGCCCGGGAGCGGCUCGAGCACCUCUCGUCCGCCCAGCGCAAUUGGGGCGACUUGGACACAGCGCUGGCCGACUCCAUCUUGCAGAUCGCCACCGUUUCCCUCAAGCGCCAGCUCUUGACCUACCAGGAGCAGUUGACGGCGAGGGGGCACCCCCUUUCGGGUCGAUGUGCGCUCAAGAUGUUCUUCGAGCAGUUCCGCAUCGAGUCCAGCCAGAAGUCGAGCAUCGACGUCGCCACGUUCGUGAACUUGACGUUACACGGCGACUUGGAGGCGUACCUGGACAUGCUGGACUACACCCGGCAGCCAGACGAGGAGCUCAUCAUGGCAAUCGUCGAGCCGCAGCUUCGACUAUGCCGUGACCUCGCACCGACCUUCGUUACCUUCGACGGCGCCGAGGAGGGCUCCGAGGAGCGCACUAUCUCUUGGCUAUACAACCGCGCCCGGCGCGAGGUGGCCAGGAAGAAGCGAGUGGCGGCCUCCAAGCAGCUCCAGGACGCGGUGCCCAAGAAGAUCGCCGCCCCAGGAGCCGGCAAAGGUGGCAAGGGGGACACCGGCAAGGGCAAGGAUAAGGGCAAGCAGACGUGGGCUUGCAUCCUCUUCCGGACCAACACUGGCAUUGGCGAGAAGGCCAGGACCGAGGCUGCAGCUGUCACGUCGAAGGCUGCCGCAGAGCCCAAGGCCAAAGCUACCGCCAAGGCGGCCGAGGCUAAGGCCAAGGCUGCCGAGAAGAAGAAGGCUGCAGAGAAGAAGAAGGCCCCUGCGGCCGGUGGCAUGCCCGACGUGUCCCAGGACAAGCCCCUGUGCGCCGCCUUCCAGAAGUCCGGCAAGUGCGACAAGGGCGACAAGUGCGAGUUCAGGCACGCGCCCAAGGCCACCGAGAAGGCGGCUCCAGCCAGAGUGGCUCGCCAUGCCGAUGAGGCCGCUGGCGCUACCGGAGUCGCCAUGCCGAGUGCCACCGCUAACGACGCUGAGUGGGCCGUGGCCGACGCGGGCGUUGGCGACGACCUACUCGACGCCCAGACCGCGAUGCAGUUCGGCGACGCCCACCACAGGACCGACCUCCACCAGCUCGCCACUGCGAACGGGACCAUCGCGCCCGACACCACCGCAGUUGUCGGCCUUGAGCGGCUCGGCGAGGACACUGAGGCAGUCGUCCUGCCAGGCACAAUCAACGCGCUGUCCAUCGGCAGGCGCUGCGCCGAGUACGGGUACACGUUCACCUGGAAUCCGUUCGAGGACAAGCCCGUGUGGCUCGCCCCUGACGGGACUCCCCUCGACGUGAGGGUUGACCACUACGUGCCCAUGGUACGUCCAGGGUUCGCGCGCCCCGAGGGAGAGCGACGCCAAGUCGCCUGCAUGCCGGCCGCUGGGUCUUCGGAGCAGAGCCCCUCUCGAGCAGCUGAUGCUGACCAAGCCCCCGAGGAUGCUGAACAAGACUCUGAAGUGGUGGUCCCCGAGGUGGUGGCGGUGGCCCCCGAGACCGCAGGCCUGGGCGACGACAUCUGGAUCGCCGGCGACCCGCCCAUCGUGGAGCACGUGCCCGAGCACGAGAGCAUCGGACCCAGCGGUGAUACUCGUGCUUUCAUUCGCGACCUGGAGGGCGGUCUGACAACUUACGACCAGCAGAUCGACCCCGACGAGAUCCCUCUCAAGUGCGGCGAGUGCCUGCCCGACGACGCCAUGGACGCCACCUUCCACAACGACCCGCUGUCGCGAGCUCACCUUGCAGCUCAUCUUCCGCGCUGCCCGCCGGGUGCAUGCCCCGGGUGCGACUUCGGCAAGACUGCGAAGAGCCGCAGCGGGAGGAGACCAGCACCAGCCAUUGAGCUGCACGCGACGCCCAAGGAGCAGGGGGUGUUCGGCGCCCUUGCCCACAUGGACCACGUCGAGAUGGAGCGCGGCAGCGACGCCCGCAGGGCCGCGCCCUACGCGCUCAACAUCACCGAUGAGGGCACGGGCUUCUUUUCGAGCUACCCGGCGGUCCGCCGCGACGCCAGCGCAGUGUUGGACAGCGUCAGGCGCUUCGACGACACGCCCGAGAAGAUCAAGCGCUGGUGGAGCGACCACGCUCCCGAGUUUCGCGCUGCCGCCAGGCAGAUUCGCGAGCAGCGCACUCUAGCGCACUACCGGUCGACGCCGUACCGGCCACAGGCCAACGGCAAGGCGGAGCGCAUGAACCGCCUCAGCGUCGAGGGCACGCGUGCGUUGCUCCACCAGUCCGGCUUCUCCGAGAGCUGGCGGCCGCUGGCGAUUCGAGCGUGGGCCACCGCCUACAACGCCACGCACGUCGGGAAGGACGGCCUCACGCCCUGGCAGCGCAGGUUUGGGGAACGAGCACCAUACACCGUGUUCCCCUCCGGCGGCCUGGUGACCUACCGCCCGCCGGCCGGCUCCAAGACCACCAAGGCGGAGCUGAAGCACUUGGGCUCGACCAAAUGGAAGAGCAGGCUCGUCCCCGCCGUCUUCGCGGGCGUCGCCGCCGGCCCCGGCGAGACUUGGGCAAAGUCUUACCUCGUGGCGCCCCUGGCCGCGAUCAUGGACGACGGCCGCGCUUCGCGCGUCAGCGUGCGCACGGUGACCGACGUGGUCUUCCCCGACCAGCCCGCGUUCCCGCUCAAGCAGCGCUUGAUGGCCCACGGCGCUUUCGAGGACCUGAACCUCCCAGCGCCGAUCGCCCCCGACGACAUCGGUGCCCCGGGUGAGCUCAUCGUCACGGAGGACGCCUGCGAGGACGACGCCGAGCGGUACGAUUUCACCUUCGACGGCGACCUGUCCGAGAAUGCACCGCACUACUCGCGGAAGAAGCGCGCGAUGGACAUCAUGAUGGCCCUCGACCCGGACUCCCCUACCGUGUCUGUCUCGCCGGUGCCGGAGCUAGCCGCCGAGCCGGCCCCUGAGGCCUCUGCUCCGCCGCCUCGCGGAAGCGGACGCCGGCCGCUGCCGCCCAUGGACGCUCCGCUGAGCAUCAAGGCGACCUUGCAGUGGAACAACCGGGUGCUCGACGUCGCGUGCCCGGAUGCUGGUGGUCUCCGUGCUGACGCAGUCCGCACGCAGGUCGCAGCUUCGCCCCGCGUGGGUUUGGACCCGCAGGAGCUCGUCGUGAACCGCCUGAGUCGGCACGCCUGGGUCCCCGUGAAGACCAGCUACGUCUUUCGGCCUGGCUCCCUGUGUCUGGUCGAGUUGAAGGCGGGAACUGCCCCCCCGACUCCGGCCGACGACCCCAAGGAAGACUUUUGGGAGCGGGAGGAUGACUUGUGGCACCGGGUCCACGUAGUCCCGCGCGUGGCCAUGUUCACCCCGAUCGACGUUGAUGGAGCUCCCGACGCAGACGAGCUCGGAGGAUGGCGAUUGACUAAGGUGGACUACCACAACGGCCAGUCCGACCUCAUAGAAGACGAUUGGCUUCGGGAUCCGAGCCCGCAUCGUCCACUCCAUGCCCGAUGGACUGGCAGGACCACUUUCGGCCCCAAGGACCAGGAGGAGAUCGACGCGGAGGGGGGCAACUUCCUCGGAUCUCUGGCGCCUCCCCCAGCGCCCGUGGAUGCAGACCUUGCUGAGCUUGCACAGCCGGCGCCUGUCGCUGCCAUCGACACCGAGGUGGUCCCUGGACCAGGUCGCGCUCCCCCGGCCGGCUGGAGGCGAGACGACUUCGGCGCGGACGGCGUGAUCCGCAGAUUUGUCUGGACGCCGCCGUGGUCCACCCACCCGCCGGCCUUCGAGCCCGAGGUAUGGAUGUCCCUGAAUGCGGCCAACCGGUUAGCUGCCAGGAACGCUUGGAAAUCCGACGACCCUGUCGGCUUCGCGGCCCAGGAAGCUAGGCGGAAGGCCUGGGCAGAGCACAAGUCCAAGAAGGCCAAGCCCGCAGGUCCUGCGCCACGCGUGCUCUGCAGCUUCACUGGCUUCGUCGGUGGCGACCUCGAGUCUGACUACGUUGGCGCCCCUGGCGCCAGGCCGUCCAUGCCUGCUCGCCGUUCCGUUGAGGCUGCCCUUCCUCCACAAGGGCCCGCGGCGCCCGCUGACCCCAACGACGCCGGCAGGGUGCUCGCCCCGAAGUCGAAGGACCAGCUGUGCCAGCAGGCGUUCCCUGCGAUCUUGAGUGGCGACUUCGACGAGUUGUUCAUCGAGCUUUGUUGCACGGAGAACUCCAAGCUCUCGGAGCACGCCCCGAGGCGCACCCUGGCGACCCGAGUGACCACCGACUUCGAUUUCACGGACACCGCCGUCCUCAAGCACCUAAAGCACUUGGCCAGAUCGGCACACAAGCACAAGAUGCGGGUUGCGGUCUGGAGCGCUAUCCCUUGCACGGCCGGUUGCCCGUGGAAGCACGUCAACGAGUCCAAGGGCAUCAAGACUGGCGACCCCGAGCUCACCGAGAAGUUGAUCUCGCACGGAGUGGCGCUUUGCAGGUACGUCCGCAACAUGGGCCAGCACUUUGUCUGGGAAUGGCCGACCACUUCCGACCUGUGGGCGCACCCUGCAGUUCAGGCGCUGUGCCAUGGGGCUGACGAGGGCGACGGCUUCAUUGCCGUUGCCACCUCGGCUGUUGGCCUCAGCCACACCAUCAAUAGCAAGGUGGUGUGGACUCGAAAGAAGUGGUGUAUCUACUCCACCGACGCGCACGUCCGCACGGCGUUCAGCGCGUUCACCUCCGACCCGCACGAGGGCCAGAAGGAGUUCGCGUGGUGCCGGGGUAAGUUCGCCAAGGACUCCGCCAUCUACACGGACACGUUCGCGCGACCUUUCUGGCUUGCCAGGGGCGUGGUAAGUCGACCGGCCGCGCCAGCACCGAGGUUCAGGAGCUUCUUCAAGGGCUGCGCCCCCGAGGCCUCUGGCGCCGACCACCGUGGCCACGACGCCUCGGCGCCGCCUUCGAGGCCAUUCUGGUGCGCCAUGGUCACGCGAGUCGUGAAACCCAGGAGCCCCGAGGCCGAUUGCGACGAAGCCCGCGCCGCCAUCGCCAAAGAGAGGUCCAGCAUGCAUGACAAAGGAGUGUGGGAUGAGAGCGAUGUGCACUCCUUGACGGACCUCCUCCGCGAUCCGAACUUGGCUGAGGCCAUGUUUGGCCGGGUCUUCGCGAUCUUGGGGAUCAAGGGCGAAGAGCUCAGCAAGGAGCACCAGCAGUGGAUGGCCCGCGCGGUCUUCCAGGGGUCCAACGUCCGGACCAAAACCGGGACCUCGGCCGCGGAACUCUUCGAAGAGGUCGCCAACGCUCCUGCCUCUUUCGCCGCGGCUCGCGCGGCGAUUGCCGCUGGAGUCCUCAAGGGUUUCGACAACAAGCUCCGUGAUGCGGAGUCGGCCUACCUGCAGGCGCUCAUCGACUCGACGAGCCGGGUGCCGACUUUCGUCGAGUUGCCCGAGGCGUGGUGGCUGGACUCCGGUACUUCGCUCGUCGAGGCCCUCUACGGCCACCCUGAGGCCGGCGCGCUCUGGGAGGCGAAACUCGACUCCAUCUUGCGCCAGCUUGGAUGGGCACCAGCCGGAAAAGAGUUCCCAGGCGUGUACAUCCACAGCGGUGUUCUUGAGGCAUCUGGCCCUACUUCUUCGGCGCGCUCUGCGACUGGAGCCAUCCUCAUUGUCUACGAGGACGACCUCCUGAUGGUUUCCCCCCCGGGGGCCACCAGGCGACUUUGGGGGGAGCUGGAGAAGCACGUGUCGUUCAAGGAGCCGGAGGCGGACCUUGACAGGUACCUGGGGGCGCAUUGCGACAUCCCCCAGUGCGAUUCCAGACGCCCGCGCGCGCCGCGCCCGCUCGUCACGAACAUGAACGACUACGUGAAGAACGCCGUCAAGAAGCUCGUGGAGGACAUGGCCAGGACCGCGCCCCAGAUGCGCCUCGGCAAGGUGACCAGCCCUUUCGUGUCGCCCGAGCAGUGGGCGGACCCUGGUGCCAUGCCGGGAGCCUUUGCGACGACCGCCGCAAGCUAUGUCGCCACUGUGCUUUUCCUCAGCCGGGUGGCGCGACCUGACAUCUCGGUCGCGGUGCAGCGGUUGUGCCAGCUUGUGACCAAGUGGUCAACCACCCACGACGUCGCGCUCGUGAGGCUGCACAGCUACCUGCACAGCGCCGGCAACGUCGCCCUCGUCGCACUCUUGAGCCCGGACGACUCCGAGGAGCUCCAGCUCAGAGCCUGGUCCGAUGCGGAUUGGGCCGGCGACGCGGAGACGACGCGCUCCACCAGCGGCCUCUUCCUCGAGCUCUUCGCGCCGACUUCUGAGCAUAGUUGGCCUCUGAGCUGGGCCAGCCAGAAACAGACGGCGACGUCUUCGGCGACCGCGGAGUCCGAGACGCUGGCGAUGUCCAAGAACGUCCGCAUGGACGCGCUCCCCAUGGCCGACAUGCUGGCCAAGAUGGGCGUGAAAACGAACAUCGUCGUGCUGGUGGACAACACGCAGGCCAUUGCGGCCGUUGAGCGCGGAUACUCCAAGAAGCUCUGGCACUUGGAGCGCGCUCACAAGUGCGCGAUCUCCGUCGUCCACGAGCUCUGGAAGGACGGCGAGAUCGAGGUCGAGCACCACCCGACGGCAACCCACAAGGUCGACGGGUUCACCAAGGCGCUGCUGCCGGCCAAGUUCGUUCAGGCCCGCGAGCUCAUGAACAUCAG
This is a messenger RNA of Prorocentrum cordatum, 8016 nucleotides long. The record is from the annotation of a GenBank genome assembly. NCBI's taxonomy places the organism in Eukaryota, Dinophyceae, Prorocentrales, Prorocentraceae.